Messenger RNA from Suillus discolor, 981 nucleotides. RefSeq lists its product as uncharacterized. The coding region runs from base 1 to 828 and encodes 275 amino acids. Lineage: Eukaryota; Fungi; Basidiomycota; Agaricomycetes; Boletales; Suillaceae. The record is from RefSeq and is a predicted model, not a curated record. The transcript is spliced from 6 exons.
AUGACGCGGACGGCUUGUCUUGUCUUUGUCAUUACCUGCCGUGAAUGUCGGGAUUCCGGCCGCCAGAAUCCUACCAUUUACACGGCGGCAGGGAACGAUGAAGACAAGCCAAACCGACGCUGUAAUAUUGAGAGGUGGAAUGGUGGCAAGCUGAUCAUGGCAGCGAAGAGGGACGUGAUGCCCAUGGGCCCGUGUGUCCCCCUGACUGGCGGUGAUGUGGUCAGCCAUGCUCGGGGAGUGCCGGCGUCUUCAAACUCCGUCAGAGCAUCGCCACCUCUGUACCCAAUUACGACAAUAUUUCAGGAACGCCCUCCUGCCGCCGCCGCGUCAGCAAAGUCGAGAGCCGCGAGGCGUGUACUGGCACUAUAUUUAAGUGACAUCAUCGUGGUCCCGGAUCUCACUAUCUACGGUGACCGACGUCAUCCUGAGGAACAGGCACGGGCCAUGUGGCGACUAACGUUCUCUAUGUACCGCAACCCUGGUGAUACACUGGUCCACCGUAUCGACGUUGAAGAGGACAGCAAAGCACUGCGAAUAUUUUUAAUACCUCCUCCAACUUUUGUUCGGCAGAUCGUUCCCGCCCUGGUCCGGUCUUCAUCAUCAUCACACGCGCACUGCUGCAAAUAUGACAUCUUCAUUCGAGAUACGUGGACCGUUGUCCUCGGCUUUCUGAAACCGUCUCAACCGUACAUGGUUACAAGGAACUUCAUCCGCGCACACCGCUUACCGGGCUUGAUAUCGUUUGAUAUCCAAAGGGGACUUUCUGCGGCUGCAUCUGGGUCUGCGAUCUGGCACGGAAGCCAACAUUCUACCAUUUCCAGAAGCUGAACCAUACUGUGAAUAAAUGAAUAUUUUAUUUGGCCGUCUAUGUUGAGUGCACAAGCACGUACUCUCCCCAGACGUGUUCCGCAAACCAAAUGCCUUGACCCAACAUGCAUGACAUAUGCACAACGGAUAGGUAGAUACAGUUCCGAAAGUAUA